ACAAGUCCCCGCCAUAAAACCAGCUCAUAAACCUCAUCAGGCCCAAUGCUGAAUGAGCCGAGAUAAAGUCCAUCUAAUCAAUACGAUAAGAUAAGUCAGUGAAACUUUGUCCAGAACUUGGUGCUUUCAGAGAACUGAAAAAGGAGGUGGGAUCUCCUGUGAGUUAAAGGCUGAGCUGAAGGACGGGGUCAGUCCAUAUCUGCGCGGCGUUCAUCAUGCUCCGGGCUGCAAGUCUCUGCGUCCUCUGGGCCUCUUUUGUCCUCGGAGUCCCGGUGACUAAAGAGAGACAGAAGGUGCUGCUCGUGUCCUUCGACGGGUUCCGGUGGGACUACGACCGUGAUGUGGACACGCCGAACCUGGACCAGAUGGCCAAGGAUGGAGUCAAGGCCCAAUAUGUCACCCCUCCCUACCUCACCAUCACCAGUCCCACACACUUCACCCUCCUCACAGGCCGCUACAUUGAGAACCACGGGGUGAUCCACAACAUGUGGUUCAACACCACCACCUCGGAGAAGAAGACCUACUAUUCGACUCAGUUUGUGAACGAGUGGUGGGACAACGGCACGCUGCCGAUCUGGAUCACAGCGCAGAAACAGGGUCUGAAAGCUGGCUCCCUUCACUUCCCCGGCACGGCUUCCAGUUACCAGGGACAGGUCGCCAUGAUGCGCGAAGUGGAGCCCUUCCUUUACGACUACAAGAAUGAGACCAAGUGGCACGUGAACACGGACAAGGUGAUGGGCUGGUUCAGAGAUCAGGACCUGGACUUUGUGUCUUUGUACUUCGGCGAACCAGACGGCACGGGCCACAAAUACGGGCCCGACUCGCCAGAACGCAGAGAGAUGGUGAAGCAAGUGGACAGGACGGUGGGCUACAUCCGAGACUCGGCUGAAAGGCACGGCCUGACCAAACGACUGAACCUCAUCAUCACGGCCGACCACGGCAUGACCACCGUCUUCCGUGGUCCUCAGGUGGAACAAAUCACCCUGUCGAAGAUCCCGGGCUUUCGCUUCAGCGAUGUGUCCUUCCAGCUGCUGGACUACGGACCGUCUGGGAUGCUGCUGCCCAAGCCCGGAAAGCUGGAGACGGUCUACAAGGCCCUGAAGGGGGCUCACCCACACCUGCAUGUGUACAAGAAGGAGGAGAUGCCUGAGCACCUUCGCUUCUCAAAGAAUGACCGCAUCCUGCCCAUCGUUUUAUGGACGGACCCUGGAUACGUCCUCAAUGGGAUUUUCCCCGUUCAGUUCAACAAAGGAGAGCACGGCUUUGACAACCAGGAGAUGGACAUGAAGGCCUUCUUCAGGGCCGUGGGUCCGGCUUUCCACAGGAACCUGGUGGUGGGGCCCUUUGAGACGGUGAACAUCUACCCGCUGAUGUGUCACCUGCUGGGCAUUGAGCCCGAGCUCAACGACGGCCACCUGAGCGCCACACAGCACAUGCUGGUGGCGAGCCAUCGAGCGGACGGUGGAAAUGUGAAUUACUGGAAAAACGGCUUCAUUGGAUUGUCCGCAGUAGCUGGAUUUCUGCUCUUGGUUUUCAUAGUUACAAUAUCACACAGCUUCUUCAAAAGAAAACAAAAGAAUCAAAGAUCGGAGGGUUUGCCAGAAAAUGAGACAAAACAAACUCCCCUUUGAUCAUCACAUAAAGAAAACUUCUUUUCUUAAUCCUGGUCUGAGAAAUGUCCACCUGGGGACAUUUUACCAUCAUUUCCUGCACUGCAGAAAUCCCAAAACGGCCCAUAAGUGGAGCUGUGGGUAGAAAAUCACAGAGUUCUCGACAAAGAGCACUAAUUACGAAAUGUGGAAAUAAAUACACAAAGAAGCUAUUUAGUUUCAAUCUAUGUGAGACUCCAACCCGUGUAUAUUUUGGAUUAUAAUGGUGCAUUUUUUUCAAAAUGAAUUAAUUUAUUUGCGCUGUAAAAUAAAGUUGUAAUUAAACUAUGUCAGUUAUUUUGUUUUAUUAACAAAAAGCCUCAGUGGUACAGAUGUCUGCACUGAAUGAAUGAAUCAGCAUUUU
This is a messenger RNA of Fundulus heteroclitus (mummichog), 2013 nucleotides long. RefSeq names its product ectonucleotide pyrophosphatase/phosphodiesterase family member 7. Lineage: Eukaryota; Metazoa; Chordata; Actinopteri; Cyprinodontiformes; Fundulidae. The record is from RefSeq and is a predicted model, not a curated record. The coding region runs from base 216 to 1631 and encodes 471 amino acids. The transcript is spliced from 6 exons.